Molecule: messenger RNA, 1158 nt
Organism: Bipolaris maydis ATCC 48331
Lineage: Eukaryota; Fungi; Ascomycota; Dothideomycetes; Pleosporales; Pleosporaceae
Source: RefSeq, a predicted model, not a curated record
ACCACCCGCCCCCAGGCCGCUUGUUUGCCCAUCCAAUUCCACCAUACGCGAUUUGUAUCGCGACUACUGGCGAAAUCCAGAAUACACAGCAUGGGCACAGCUCCGUAUCUGCUGACACCCGAUCUAUCUGUGCGCGCAAUAGAUUCCAAGGCUGGAUAGCGUUUCACUCGAUGAUCGGACGGACUGGGAUCAAGACAAGUCGUCACUGACCGGACAGCAGGAUUUUAGAGGACAUGGGGACUUGGAUGCAGGCCUUUGUACUGCUACCAAUUCAACAAGUAUCGUUAGAGGGAUGCCUUGCGCCGGGACCUGCAAAGAGUAACGCUCUUUUGUUAAGGGUGCCGUCAAUAAGCGAAUGAGCUCGACCGGUGCAUCGUCUCCUGCCGAUCAGAACUACUGAUCGUUUAUCAAUAUAGCCAGGUGUACCGAUGGUGGUUUGUAAGAGGAUAAUGUCAGAUGGUCGAGAAGAAAGCGACAGUGUUGUCCACCCCAACAGCUGCGCGGUCUCUUCUGAUUCGGCAGCUGUACCGAAAAAAAAAACUGCGCGUCGAUUAGUGGACUGCAGGGAUCAUUUACAUCUGUAUCUCUGUAUCGUGGGAGUAGGAAAACCACUCGCUAUCUUCGAUCAUGACCCUGAAAUGUCUCAGAUGAAUCAAAUCCACCAGUACUCGACCAGGGCAGCCUGGGAAAAGCCUAUGUUUCCAGCGCCAUCUACAAAACAUUCUCGGAACGUUGCGCGAGUCAGGACAAGAUGCGAAUCUGGUGCUGCAACAGUUGCUGAUGAGGAUGCAAGCGACGGGAUGGAGAGAGUCAUCCUAUCAUGCCAGAUCUUUGCCAGCUGCAACAGAUACUGAAAGGCCAUGCCAUUGCCCAGGCUGUAGUUAAAAAUUUUCUUGUAGGGAAACACAUGAUGGGAGUCGAUGUUCAACCCCCCCUGUCCCCACCCACUAGGGACGUGUGGCCCGACUCGUCAGUUGAGGCUUGGUAUGGGUUCAAAGAGGACUUCCGAAACAGGCAACUUGAAGAGCGAGUGACCGAAUUAGGUAGAUGGUGUCCAGAUUGUGGAGAGGGUUACAGCAGGUGGGAAAAUAGAGUCAGACCAACCGGCCCUUGUCGGAUAGGGAAAUGACUAGUCAGUGAGCAAAGAUUGCUUGGAAU